This is a messenger RNA of Haliotis rufescens (red abalone), 4125 nucleotides long. RefSeq names its product DDB1- and CUL4-associated factor 4-like. Gene Ontology annotation, molecular function: protein binding. NCBI's taxonomy places the organism in Eukaryota, Metazoa, Mollusca, Gastropoda, Lepetellida, Haliotidae. Gene Ontology annotation, cellular component: Cul4-RING E3 ubiquitin ligase complex. Bases 180 to 1826 code for a protein of 548 amino acids. The transcript has 6 exons. The record is from RefSeq and is a predicted model, not a curated record.
AAUUCAUGUCACUAACCUAUUUUAUUAUUUCUCCAAACUGGCUGCUUACACGGACAUUAUGUAACCUAAGAAUAUAUAUUGAUACAGUGUACAGGUUACUGCGUCUGCCAACGCGUUCAUGAUUCGUCGAAGUGAGCUUUGCACAGAAUAAUAAAUGAUUAAUGACUGAUUAAGAAGCUAUGGGUAAAGACCGCAUUCCGCCUGACACCAGCUCCCCCUCGACAAGUCGCCACCACACAGAAGGUAAGAGGAAACAAGUGGCUGCUAGUGCUGAUCAUCACCAAGAGCCGAAGAAAUGGAAGAAAAAAGGAAAACAAUACAUCUCCAGCAGUUCUGCAUCCCAAGAAAGACACUGUGACCAGUCCAACAAGAGAAACCAGUGUGCCAUGUCAUCUAAAAGGUAUCACAAGAAGAAAAGGAAGUCUCGCCAGACGACUAAAAGAGUUGAAGACACCUCAAGUGAGGCCUGUACUUCAAAGAGUCAAACUUCAGAAGCUCCUCAGAUACCAGGCUUCUACUAUGACCCAGAUCAGAAGAAGUACUUCAAGAUCCUGUCCAGUAACAACAAUGUUAAUGUUGUCACAAAGGAAAAAAUUGAAAGGGAUCAGGCCGAAAAACAGAGACUUAAAGAUUUGUCUGAACUUGUGUCUUCAAAUCGAACCAAACCAGAUUCUAAUCUCCCAAAACGGACGGCCAAUUUGGUUCACCUACUGUGUAGAAGUGAAAGAGGUGAUAUUGGGCAGACACAUCUUAAGAAUCAGAUGGUGAUGUCAGACAUCGGGUCUCUGAAACCAGCUGGGUCGUGGGUUGUGUUGGAUGCUCCUCGUGGAGUCCACGAAUCCCUGGAUCACAUGCUGAUGAUGGACACUAGCCGGGACAAGGACAAGAUUCUAGGACUGUGGUCGGUGAAGGAGACGGUGAUGCAGAGACUGCAACUGUUGCAUCUCGGGGAGAAGCAAAGGACAGACAGCAGCGCCACGCUCUCGCUCGAUAUCGGUGCAACAGGGACUACGGUUCUUCAGUCAUGGAAUAAGAUCUCUAACGUAUGUUGGGCUCCGUUUAUUAAGUCUCCCGAUCGGAACCAUGUGUUGUACACCACCAUAUGCCAUACCGGCAACUCCUUCAGUUUAGCUUUCAUCAGGAAUCUGGACAAGACUCGGCGCCAAGAGGAGUACUUUGAUUUUGAUCUUGGGUCCAGGGCGACCUGGACAUGUGCGUGGAACUAUGCCAGGCAACAGUUCAGUGUGGGGAGUGAGAAGCGCUCUCUGUUGGUGGACGUGGAGACAAGGCGCAUGUGGGAGUUCCCAUGCACCAGUGAUCCCUUUGCUCAAAUCUUCUCACCCAACUCAGGACACAACCUGUACAGUGGCGGGAGGAAUGGGGUUGUCUUGUGCCAUGACCUGCGCAGCCUGCCAACUCAACCAAGCACCUACCUCGGACACAAGACAAGCAUUUCCUCCCUCAGGAUUAGCAGCUCGGAAAAUGAACUGUUCUCAAGUGACAUUUCAGGAAGGGUGAAGAUGUGGGAUGUGCGCAUGCAGCGGGCAGUGAUUGAGUAUUCCGGACUCUUCAACCGAUACAGUCGGAUACCACUACAGUUGGAUGAGACAGAGCAGGUGUUGUAUGGAGCUGGACAGGACUGCUAUACAAGAUUCUGGUCUGUGAAGACUGGUGAACUGCUGAAGACUGUGCCCCCGCCAUGCCCUGUAACAAGGGAGACAAUCCCAGCAGUGCAGUACUCUACACGGUGGGCCAAUCGGGAAGGAAACACCGGCCUCAUCAUGGGAAUAGGAGAUAGGCUGUAUUACUACUGUAGGUCUACGUGACAACAUGGCGGUGGGGUAUCCUAGUGGUUAAAGCGUUCCGCCGAAGACCCGGGUUUGAUUCCCCACAUGGGUACAAUGUAUGAAGCCCAUUUCUGAUGUCCCCCGCCGUGAUAUUGCUGGAAUAUUGCUAAAAGCAGAAAACCGUACUCACUCACUACGUGACAUCUCAUUAAUCAUCAUCCCUGCUUCUUGCAUUCAGGGUCUCUUUGCCAACAGGUGCUCUGAUAUUUACAAAACACAUGCUGCACUGUUGAUACUACACAUGAAAGACUUCUCCUUGGUUUGCUUCAAUCUGUUUGCUAUGAACACAGUGUGAUAUUGUCAUGUGUAUGAGCCGAGAGACACAGCACUGUAUUGUCAGUGAUGGAACUUGUCUGUAAAUGCAGCCAGUUCCCUGGGGCUUAAUAUUGAAUGUUAAAUUGAUACUACGAGCCCUGCUGACACUGGUAUUGUGUAUGAUGAGAGAAGCAGUGUUGUGGUAUGAGACAAGAGAAGCAGCACUGUUGUCAUGGUUGUGUUGCAUGUAUCAAGGCGAGUGUUGUUUAUAUGUUGUGCAUGCUGAUGCAGAGAUAACCGUUGUGUUGAAUACGCCCAUGCUGAAUGCUGGUGGCGCUGUAGUGUGUCAUGUGUGCUGAGAUUUACACAGGGGUUGAUUUAACUGCUGGCCCGUUGGCUCACGGCCAGUUAAAAUUACGAAAUGCUUGCUGAAACAUAAAGUAGUCAGGCUAGUCAAAAUUUCACCCCUUCUCUGUGUAUGUUUAAUUUUUUUAAUUGGUCACUGCUCGUGAAUCAUGUUAUUACGAUGAAAAAGUAUUCAGGGGGGAUGUGGUCGUGUGAAUGGGUAACUCAAAGAUCAUUUCGGUGGAAUUACACAACCAGCGGCCAUUUUGUACAUCAUCUUUACUUGCUCUUAAAACUGGCUUGAAAUGAAGCAAAUGGAAGCCAAGAUUUAAUCUCGGUGCAGGAAAUGACGUUUCAGGGGUGAGGCACUCUAAAGUUUUCAGAGCCCACUUGUUAACUUAUUCGUGGGCUCCAACAUUUAGUUUUGGGGCCAGUUAGUUAAGAGACAGGACAGUUACUAUUGAAAGGAGCAAGCUCUGCUGGCUACAUACGUAUUUGUUGGAAAAUCUACCCCUGAUCACAGCAUCUUACUAGGAGUUUUAGCCUCAAGGAAAUGCAUCAGUUCCAUUGACCUUUUCUUUCACAUCAACAUGAUUAAGCCGACACACUUUGAUGUGAAAGAAAUACUGGCAGUGUUAACUCACUCAUUAAUUUACAGAGACUGUCUCUGUGGUCUCUUGGACCGAGCGUCUGCCGGGAGAGUCUGUGGUUCAUUUCCCGGAUGUGUCAAACCAAAGAUGUUUAAAGAUCGUACUUGUUACCCUGGCAAGUGUUUGGAUAAACAAGGAUUGAUCAGCUUGGAGUCCGUUUAAUAUGUCUCAGUGUAGUGUUCAUGUUAAACUGCUGAUGGUAUCUCAGUUGGCUAGCACUAUAAACCCGAAUUGUUUGAGAGGCAUUACUUAGAAGUUGACAGAUGACAAAGUAGACACAAUUUAUGGAUAACAACUUCUUUGAUACUGUAAAGGCGAUGUUUCGGUAUAGAUCCUUAUACCGUUGCUUGACAAAGAAGUAUUAAAGAAGUAUUAAAGAAGUUGUUAUCCAUAAAUUGUGUCUACUUUGUCACUAUAAACCCAGCAUUAGUCUGGAUUAGUACAAGCAGACAGACACACAAGCAUGCAUGUGCAAUAAUCUUGAAUAGGACACUAAACCUUAUUUACCACCUAAUAACCAAGGUUGGUGGAUAUUUUGUUUAAAGUCUUGAACGCAAGAUCAUAAUGGUGUCACAUGCUAACUAUGGGUGAUGGUGUGAAUCGUGUGGGUUUGACUAGUCAGGAUGGUGUUGUGUACGUUGUUCAUUAAAUAUGCAGAGAAAUGUUAGGGACCAAUUCCAACCUGCACAACCCACAGGACACUGUGGACGGAAUCCGUCCCCAUUUACCAUGCUACUUGUGUGACAAACAUGUUGGAUUGUGUGAUCACACCAUCAUUCCUGGGAUCGUUGCUCGUGCGAUCUACCACCAAUCUGCCCGGCCUAGACUUGAUUAUCUACAGGUCGCUAUAUUUGCUGAAGGUGGUGUAACAUCCUACUCACUCACUCAUUCACUCAAACAUCAGUGCCAUUACACUAUGUUACAAAUGUUACAAGUGCUGAAGUAUUGGAACUUAUUUUAUUGCAAAAUAUUGUACAAAGAUGAGAGGUACUAUUCUCCAUAAGUACAAACAAUGACAUUAUUUUACU